Molecule: messenger RNA, 10091 nt
Organism: Pezoporus occidentalis (night parrot)
Lineage: Eukaryota; Metazoa; Chordata; Aves; Psittaciformes; Psittacidae
Gene: BRD1
Product: bromodomain containing 1
Exons: 14
Coding region: 4826-8386 (1186 amino acids)
Biological process (GO): regulation of transcription by RNA polymerase II
Cellular component (GO): MOZ/MORF histone acetyltransferase complex
Molecular function (GO): protein binding
Source: RefSeq, a predicted model, not a curated record
GUGCUAGCUUACUUAAGAAACCUCUAUCACUAGUCUGACGACAGGAAAUUAUGGUGCUUAUUUAACAUGCAAUAAUAUAAUAAUAAAUAGAAAUAUAUAAUCUCAUAAAGCAUGUUUUAGAGAGCUAUAAAAUUGUAGCAAUUAUGUUGACUUUUACCUGGAAUGGCAUGGUUACACUUACCACACCACAGAAACCUGAUAAUACUAGAAUACAUAGCUCUAUUAACUGCCCUUUUUUAACAGCUGUGCCUUGGUAGAGUUGCCCAAUUUGCAGUUGAAAAUUUUACAGGAAAUUAAAAAAGCCUGGAAAUUCACUUUGUGCUUUCCCACUGCAUGUUGUUCACUCUGUAUGCACCUAUCUGUACCUCUUCAUUUUUUCAUACAUCUUAUUCUGAAAAUUUCCCUAAUGGUUACUGAUAUUUGAGAUUAAUGAAAGUUGAAUGUUUCUUUGAGUGAUCUUCUAAGUGGGUUGAAAAACAAUCAGUGAUUCAGUGUAUAAUCUGUAGCUUUAUAUCACAGUUUAAUGAAAUAGGUGGAACUUUUUUAUUUUGCAAAAAUACACGGGAAACUUAGAAACUAGGUCUUAAAAAUCUGAGUAAAUCUGGGACUAGAAAGUCUUCUCACAACCAAGUAAUAUGAAGAAUAAACUCACGAGCUGAUGUUGAUCUGGUGACAGGCAAUGAAAACAGUAACAGCAAUUCCUAGAGAAGGCUCCAGGCUGCCGGCUUGUGGUGAAUAUAGCAACGCUGGUGUAGGAAUGGUCUAAAGAUACAGAUUCUCCAUAAAGCAUGCAGUCUGAAGUGUACACAUGUGAAAGUACAUGGUCAUUUGGCAAGAGAAAUACUAGUAAAGUUUGUGCAAGGUAUCUUGACAGAAAGAAACAAAAAUGGUUUUUAUUUAACUUCAGAAGAGUAAUUUUUUUUCUGUGUUUUUUCCCAUUUACACCUUUAUAAACUUGUUUAUUCACAAUAUCUGAAACGGAUAAGAUCUUUAUUUGCACGUUUAACUGAAACUGGUAUGAAUUAGAAGUGAUAUGACAUUAAAUGAAUAUAACAAAGUGACUUCUCACUCCAGUCUCUGGAGCAAACUUCCAGUACAUGGGUCACAGAAUCAUAGAAUAGUUAGCACUGGAAAGGAACCUUAAGAUCAUCCAGUUCCAGUCCCAUGCCAUGGGCAGGGAUACCUCACCCUACAGCCUGUUAUGUUUUGUAGAUUAUUGUAAAGCUAAGAGAGCAUGCUCCUAAAGAAACUGAGUUCUCUGAAGAAUAGGUGUUACAGGCUCAGAGAAGAAGGAAAUGUCACUGCAAUAACCGUAAGUAUCCAACUUUCUGUCAUUCUCAGUAUUGGUGUGUGCACUAAACUCGGAAGGCUCCCAGGGAGGGUAUAACGAGAGCUUAAAACCAGUUGGAAACUAGAUUAAAUUCUUGUAUCCCUUCCUAGUGUGACAGAACUUAAAAUGUGCCUUAAAUAUACCUAUUUCUCUGUCAAUAUUAUGUGAUUAUUGUAGAUGUUUAGCUGAUGCAGACACAGCUUUGUGUUCUGAGGUCCCAGAGUCUCUUCAGCCACUGAGUCACAUUUUAAUCUGAUUUUUUUGCUUCCUUCCAUCCAUUUCUUUCUUGAUAGUAAAGGUAACACAGAUAUUGCAUUAAUAAAUCAAUGUAGUUCUGUCUUUCUGAAUUUAUAUACCUUUGGAAACAUUAAAUGUUACAAUGGCAUAUUGAUACUACCAGUACUAACCAUUUUGCUGCUCUUUAUCUUCAGACCUGCUCUGAUAAGCUUAUUUUCCUUACUGAAUCACUCAAACCUUUGGCUUCACCUCUAGCGACUUCAGCAUCAGUGGUGCAUUUUCUAUAUGAAAUCAUGAAGACAAAAACUAUAUCAAGAAGUAAUAGUUCUUAAGCACAAAGAGUUGCUGCCUUUUAUAUAAGCUGAGGUAAUAUAGUUAAAAUGAUCUCUUUUCCUCCUUGUAUAGACUCCAGCCUUUUCCAGGACCCUAUCUAGACACAGCCAACUUAAUGAUCAAAACCUUAAAAUAGAGAUCAGAAGUACUAAAUUUGGAUGUUGAAUUCAGUAUCAGAGUGGUAUGAUUUCUAAGAACACUUAACAAAGGCGAGUGGUUACAUAUUUAGCAUACAUACCCUAUGAACUUCAGCAGGCACUUGGCUCUGCUUAUCAGAUCCAAGGUGUCAAGUUGGGUGCUCGAAUAAAGAACGAGCAAUUACACAGUAGUUAUGAGCAACUUUAAGCAGCAUUCACUGCCAAAACAGUGAUGCCUUUGUACUUUUACAUAAUUAUUUCAUUUGUUACAAACACAAUUGUGUCUAAUCUCUUUAUAGUCCUGGAUUUAUAGCCCAUCAGAGGUGUACAUUGUUGGUUUUUGACUUGGAAUUGAGCAUAUGAUAGCAUGUUCACAGGACUUACUCACCCUUCAUGUGGAGCAAGUAUGGUGCCGGAAUACGUCUUUCAGGAAUGCUCAGUUUGAAGUUCCUAUUCUAGCAUUUUUUGAGCCUGUUGAGAUUCUAUCUGCAUUGUGAAGCCAGAUUAUAUAUCGGAACUGAUCUACUUAUGUGUGAGCUUGGAAGAUCUCUUUUUUUUUUUUUUUUAGCCAGCAUCAGGCACUGACUGAGGUGGUAGACAUGUCUGAGACAAAGCAAAGAAAACAUGUAGAGCUCAUUACUGUUUGUUAAAUGAUACAUAUGAGUUGGGUCUCUGAACAGAGGAAGCUACAAGCUGUGUCCAGUUCUCUUGUUUCGGGUUUUUUUGUGGAUGUCGUGUAUUGUGUCUUGCUUCUGACUUACUUUUUCACUCUGUUCUUCCCCCCCUGAUUUUGAUGUCACCUUGCUAUGUAGUCUUUCCCCAUGUAAAUGAGGUUUUAGUUCUGAAUGGGCCCAUCUAUUUUGGGAUUUCUUUUGCAGUAAAUGACUAGGGAUUCUAACAGCAAAGCUUCCUCUGUUGCAUACCGCCUUAAUCAUCUGCAGACCAGGUUUGUCCUCUAGAAUGAAUGAGGAUGAGGUAGUAAAGUAAUUAAGACUGGAUUUGUGUCUCAUUGCUGAUUGAAUUUUAACUUAAUUAUACUAAGGCUGAAGUAUUAACUCACGGUAAACACUGGAGAUCAUUUCUUGGAGAUACAUACUUUUGAGUGACCUAACUAGGAAAACAACUUCACUCUCAGUUUAUACUUCAUCAUAUUACACUUGCAAGUUUUGAUAUUGACAGCAAGGAAUUGAGAAUAGAGAAAUCUCUCAAAGAGAUUUAGUAAGUAAAAUAAGGCUUAUCUAUUGUUCAACUUCAUGAAGGUGGUAACUUUUCUUGGACUGGAUGAAGGCUGUGUAGGGGAUCUUUUCCAGUGAAGAGGAAAGGAUCAGGGAAUAGAAAAGGAUUAUCUGAAAGAGUAAUAAUGCAUUUGCAGUAAUGUUGUUUUCAUGGGUUAUGCUGGCUUAAGAAGUUACCUGUGUUUGUACUAAAUGAGUCCAUACCUGAUGAGGAUAACCAAAGGGAGAAACUGGAAGUACAAAUACUGAAAUGGAUGUUUGAUUUGGGAAAUAUAUUGUGAUAUCUGUAUAGAGAGCACUUUGGUUUCCGCUCGCUGUGGCUGCCUUUGGCAAAAAUUUUCAAUUCACAUGGCUGCUUUUAUUUGUUGCAUAAACUUUUUAUAAAUUCAGUCUUUAUCUGCUGCUAAGGUUUUGUCAGUGUGUCUUGCAUAAAAAGAAGUCAAAAUCCAAUGUAAAUUGUUUAGACGCAGUGUUUUGUAAUUCUUUGGUAGGCAAGUAUGAUAUUUUUAGAGCUUUUCACAUAACAAUUACUGUUCUGCUUCUUGAUUCCUACCCAUUACCCCUGACAUUUUGUCUUUGCCCAUAACUUGUCUCAGUUAGUUAUGCUGUGUAAAUUGACAGACAUUCCAGUUCUGAACGUGCAGCUUCUUCUGUCAGCUAAACUAAUGAUGGUGAAUAACUAGGGAUGCUGAAAGGGCACUCUCAAACCCUGGAUUUAUUUUCCUGAUGCCUCCCUGGUGCUGGCAGUCGUUUCCAUCUGAUUGUACAGGGAGGCAGUUCUGGGAGCUAAACAGAAGCUUGGUGACUUGUUAAUGAAGGGUUAUGCUGAUGGCAGAUACCAUUUGGCAGGAAUAGCCUCCCAUAAAGACCUUUGCAGGUGGAGUUACUACGCAGAACACAAUAAAGGUGCCAAACUGUAAACACUAGGAAUUGAAUCAUUAAUGCCAAAGAGGCAAUGACAGGAGAAAAGGGGAAUACUGUUCCCUUGUUUAUGGCUUUCUGCUCUUCUGUAAACAGCAACGUUAUUACACAUAAGAGUGCAAAUAACUCUGCUCCAAGGGUUUGUGUGUGAUAAAAUAAUCUCCAGUAGAUAGCAGUUUUGCUAUUUGGAAGAUCUGCAGGUGAGUACAUGGGCAAGUUUUGUGCUUUUGUUGCAGCAUUUUGUAAUUUGGGCAUUGUUGUAUUGAACUGUAGUUUACAUAUGCUUUCAUGUAUAUCCUAAUACUGAAGGUUUUCAUUGUUUAUUUAUUUUCUUAAAUCUUUGCAGUGUCCAUAGGGGUGAGCUCAAGCCUUGCAUUCUGUUCUGCAACAUUUAGGAGCAUAUCUGGUUGAGAGCAUCUUGUAACUGCAAAAUCCCAAAGGUACAUGAUGCUAAAAGGAUUCAAGCUAGAUAGUGGAAGGGGUUGCAGCAUCUUUUCCACAGUGCAUGCUGUCCUGGCUUCUGUGAGGUUUGGGAACAGCCCUUCCUUUGAGAACAACCAGCCUUGCAGAGUCAUGCCUGUGAGUACUUCACCAGUGCCAUAUAUCACAAUUGAUGAGGUAAACAUUACCAAAUGAGGAGAAAAGGAAGAUGUCAUCGGGUAUCAGCUGCAAGGCAUUCUUCUUCCCCAUGCAGUAUUAAGCACUCCCCCACGCGAGAAACCUUGACAUACGCUCAAGCUCAAAGAAUGGUUGAAAUAGAAAUUGAAGGUCGCCUGCAUAGGAUCAGUAUCUUUGAUCCUUUAGAGAUUAUAUUAGAAGAUGAUCUUACAGCCCAGGAGAUGAGUGAAUGCAACAGCAAUAAAGAAAAUAGUGAAAGACCACCAGUAUGUCUAAGAAGCAAACGGCAUAAAAAUAACAAAGUGAAAAAGAAAAAUGAAGCUCUCCCGAGCUCACACGGUAUACCUGCUACAGCAACUCCUCUUCCAGAACCAAAAGUACGGAUUGUUGAGUACAGUCCCCCUUCAGCUCCACGGAGACCUCCAGUUUAUUACAAAUUCAUUGAGAAGUCAGCAGAAGAACUUGAUAAUGAAGUUGAGUAUGACAUGGAUGAAGAAGAUUAUGCAUGGUUAGAAAUAAUAAAUGAGAAGCGGAAAAGCGAUGGAGUGUCAGUUGUUUCACAAAAUAUGUUUGAAUUCCUUAUGGAUAGGUUUGAAAAAGAGUCUUAUUGUGAGAACCAAAAACAGGGUGAUCAUCAGUCUUUAAUUGAUGAAGAUGCGGUGUGUUGUAUAUGCAUGGAUGGUGAAUGUCAGAACAGCAAUGUAAUCCUGUUUUGUGAUAUGUGUAAUUUAGCAGUACAUCAGGAAUGCUAUGGGGUGCCAUAUAUACCUGAGGGCCAGUGGCUCUGCAGACACUGUCUGCAGUCCCGUUCUCGGCCUGUAGACUGUGUGCUGUGCCCAAACAAGGGAGGUGCCUUUAAAAAGACAGAUGAUGAUCGUUGGGGACACGUGGUGUGUGCUUUGUGGAUUCCAGAGGUUGGAUUUGCCAAUACAGUUUUUAUUGAACCAAUUGAUGGUGUCAGGAACAUUCCCCCAGCCAGAUGGAAGUUAACAUGCUACCUCUGUAAACAGAAAGGUGUUGGUGCCUGCAUCCAGUGCCACAAAGCAAACUGCUAUACUGCAUUCCAUGUGACGUGUGCUCAAAAGGCCGGUCUAUAUAUGAAAAUGGAACCUGUGAAAGAACUAACUGGCAGUGGGACAACAUUCUCUGUAAAAAAGACUGCCUAUUGCGAUGUACAUACUCCACCAGGUUGCACACGGAGACCUCUAAAUAUUUAUGGAGAAGCUGAAAUAAAAAAUGGUGUUUGUAGAAAGGAGGGAUCUGUCAGAACUGCUAGGUCUACAUCAAAAGUCAGAAAAAAGACAAAAAAAGCCAAGAAAACCGUGGUUGAACCCUGUACAGUUAUGCCAACGGUAUCUGCUCCUUAUAUCCCCCCCCAGAGAUUAAAUAAGAUUAUGAAUCAGGUGGCCAUUCAGCGGAAGAAGCAAUUUGUUGAACGAGUGCACAGUUACUGGUUGCUUAAAAGACUGUCUAGGAAUGGUGUUCCUCUGUUGAGAAGGCUGCAGUCCAGUUUACAGUCACAAAGAAACACACAACAGAGAGAAGAUGAUGAAGAAAUGCAAGCCUUAAAAGAAAAAUUGAAGUACUGGCAAAGGCUGCGCCAUGAUCUUGAAAGAGCACGUUUGUUGAUUGAACUUAUACGUAAGCGUGAAAAAUUAAAAAGAGAACAGGUCAAGAUUGAGCAGGUUGCUCUGGAACUUCAGCUUACUCCGUUUACUGUACUUUUGCGAUCAGUUCUGGAUCAGCUGCAGGAAAAGGAUUCUGCUCGGAUAUUUGCUCAGCCAGUGAACCUUAAGGAGGUUCCAGACUAUUUGGACCAUAUUAAACAUCCUAUGGAUUUCUCUACCAUGCGAAAACGGUUAGAGGCUCAAGGCUAUAAAAACCUCAGUGAGUUUGAAGAAGACUUCAAUCUUAUCAUAGAUAACUGUAUGAAAUACAAUGCAAAAGAUACAAUAUUUUAUAGAGCGGCAGUGCGGUUACGAGAUCAAGGAGGUGUAGUUCUCAGGCAAGCUAGGCGAGAUGCUGAAAGCAUUGGUUAUAAUAAUGAAACUGGAAUGCACUUACCUGAACGGCCUAAACUUGAGUCACCCCAGCCUUUCUCUUGGGAAGAUGUGGAUAGGUUACUGAAUCCUGCAAACAGAGCGCAUAUGUCCUUGGAAGAACAGUUGAGAGAGUUGCUAGAAAAACUUGAUCUGACCUGUGCAAUGAAAUCCAGUGGGUCGAGGAGCAAAAGAGCAAAGCUGUUAAAGAAAGAAAUCAGCAUUAUUCGCAACAAACUUAGUCAGCAACACAACCAAGCUCCUCAAAUAGAAUCAGGUAUUGGAAGUUUUGAAGAAGAAGGUGCAGCAUUAGAACAAGAUGGAGAAGAGGAAGGAGAUAAAUCUCCCCCUAAACUUGAACCAUCAGAUGCAUUACCUCUUCCUUCAAACUUGGAGACUAAUUCAGAACCACCAACCCUCAAACCAGUAGAACUCAAUCCAGAGCAGAGUAAGCUUUACAAAAGAGUAAAAUUUGAUAAUGAAUUAUAUAGCACUUCCAUUCAGAAAGAAAUAAAUGGACACACUCCAGAACACUUACUUGACAGUAAUCUCAAUGAGUCGACUGUUUCUGCUGUAGCUGAGUCAUCAACUGAUGUAAACAGACGUACAUCCAUUCUCUUCUGCAAAUCGAAAAGUAUAAGCCCCCAAAAGUCUGCAAAGAACACUGAAACCCAGCCAACUUCUCCACAGCUAGGGACCAAAACCUUUUUGUCUGUAGUCCUUCCAAGGUUGGAGACACUUCUGCACCCAAGGAAAAGAUCAAGGAGUGCAUGUGGAGAUUCUGAGGUUGAUGAUGAGUCCCCUGUAAAGCGCUUGGAUACAGGUCUGUCAAAUGGUUUUGGAGAUGGAAGUAAAGAGAGAGCAUUAGAUGAUACUCCUGGAAGAAAAGUUGAACCUCGUCGCCGCUGUGCAUCAGAAUCUAGUAUUUCAUCUAGUAACAGUCUUUUGUGUAACUCAAGUUUCAGCCUACCAAAGUGUGGUAAAGGUAAACCUGCACUUAUACGAAGGCACACACUGGAAGACCGAAGUGAAUUAAUAUCAUGCAUUGAAAAUGGAAACUAUGCCAAAGCAGCAAGAAUUGCAGCUGAAGUUGGGCAUAGCAGUAUGUGGAUUUCAACUGAUGCUGCAACAUCUGUUCUUGAGCCUCUCAAAGUAGUAUGGGCCAAAUGCAGUGGAUAUCCCUCUUACCCAGCUCUGAUUAUUGACCCUAAGAUGCCUCGUGUUGCUGGCCAUCACAACGGUGUUACUAUACCAGUGCCACCUCUGGAUGUACUGAAAAUCGGAGAACAAAUGCAGACCAAAUCUGAUGAGAAACUAUUCUUAGUGCUAUUUUUUGACAAUAAAAGAAGUUGGCAGUGGCUUCCCAAAUCCAAAAUGGUUCCCCUUGGAAUAGAUGAGACCAUAGACAAGUUAAAAAUGAUGGAAGGACGUAACUCAAGCAUACGAAAGGCAGUAAGAAUUGCUUUUGAUCGUGCUAUGAAUCACCUGAGUAGAGUCCAUGGAGAACCAGUCAGUGACUUCAGUGAUAUUGACUAACAGAUUCUAUGAAGGCGUGAAACAUACCACACAGACUUGAACUCUACUAAUGAACCCCUUUUCUAAAAGAAUGUAUUGAAGAUACAACCCCUUAAUUGUUGGCUCAGUUGGUUGAGUUCUGCAAACUUGAAAUAGUUGAGUAAAUCUCCUAAAUCACCAUUGCCAUAUUGAUUAAUGAUUUUACCGUGUUGUAGUUCGGAGGAUUUUCCACUAAACCUGUUAAAAUGUCUUGUUCAUAGUGUUCAUAAUUGUACAUAAAUGUAUAUUCAACACUUAACUUAUUCUGAUUUUAGAAGUAGCUCUUUUAAUUCCUUUUUUAAUUUUGCUGGGGAGGGAGUUGGAUUUUGUUUCUGUGCUUUUUACUUUUCUUUCUUUCUUUCUGAGGUUAAGUUACCUAAGCGCCAUCUUCCAGCUGAAGGUGUUUAGUGAAUCUUCAAGCCUAAUAUCAAAAUGGCAUCAAAUAUAUGUUUGCCUAAAUCAUAUACAAUAUGGUGCUGCUUUGUAUCAUUUCUUCCUUGGUCUGUAGCUUCUGAAAAAGACUUCUGAAUGUUUGUGUAAAUCGUUGCUCUUUGCACAAAGUACCACAUAUUUAAGAUUGAUGUAAAUUUACAAUUACAAAUAUGUAUUUUAAGAAAGGAAUUUGCAUUAUUUUGGAGGGUACUUUGUGAGAAAGGCAUCAAAAAAAAAUAUACUAUGUACAUCACUUGCAAAUCACCAAAAACACUCCAUUGUUGCCCAAAAUAACUUGAUUGUUUUUGUUUUAAACAAACCUGGCUUAAAGCCUGCAAGCACAUUAUUUCUUUCAAAGCCGUAUCCCAUUUAUCUCCCAUUGGUUUAAUUUUGUUUAUAUUUGUGCCUCCCUGUGUUUUAUUUAUUGUAGAAAAUGUAUUAAUUUGCUUUAUAAUGAAAAAUAAAAUUGACAAAUAUAUUGAUACGCAUUUUUAUACAGGCAUAUGAGAAGACAACUUGGUUUGGGAGAAAAAUGUAUUGGAAAUUGUAUAAAAAAACUCGAUGGUUUGUGUGUAAUUCGGUUUUUUUGGUAACUUGUAAUCUUCUGUUUCCAAUGAGGGGAUUUAUGUAACUUUUAAUUUAGAACACUUUGGUAGCAAUAGAAACUUUGGAUACAUUUUUGUAUGGUACAUGUGAUGUAUAUAGAAUUAGUACUUUAUUUUUAUUUUUAAGAAGUAAAGCAUUAUGUUUGGGCAGGGGGAAGAAGGAGGGUGGGUUUCCAGAACUGCAUUUUUAUAUUAAAAAGAAAAAAAGUCAAGAUAUUGAUUGUUGUAGCUACUUUAUUCCUACCUUCACUGAGAUACUGAAUUUGUAACAAUGAAAAUGGCAAGGUAUGUUUGCAAUGUGAUUUAUAAUGACUCCAUUAUUUAUAAAUGCACUGUGUUUGAACUCUUUUGCAGUGAUAUCUUAAAUACUGUACCAAGUUAUAUAAUAUGAAACACCAAAUAUAAUGCAUAUGAAUGCACGAAGUAUUUAUGCCCAGCUUUUUUAUAAAGGAUUAGCAAAUACAGCAAAACCAAUACUUUUUAAAUCUUUUUUUAAAACUUCAUUGAAUAGCAUACUUCAUUGUUAAACCUGCUUGAAUCUUUAUUUUAAAGGGACAAUUACUUUUUAAAUAGUUUUUAAUGUUUUUAUUCUCUAUUGUUUGUAAUACCCCCUUAGAAGCUUGAAAUAAAAUUUCUUUCUCAACUGUUAA